Molecule: messenger RNA, 2964 nt
Organism: Hevea brasiliensis (rubber tree)
Lineage: Eukaryota; Viridiplantae; Streptophyta; Magnoliopsida; Malpighiales; Euphorbiaceae
Product: protein DEFECTIVE IN EXINE FORMATION 1
Exons: 13
Coding region: 221-2800 (859 amino acids)
Molecular function (GO): protein binding
Source: RefSeq, a predicted model, not a curated record
ACGAAAUCGAAAUGCUUCUAGAUUUUCUCCAGAUUCCAUUCUCCAGCUCGAAAAGCUUUGCUUAAGCUGAGCACAACGAAAACGGAAAAUAGAUCCAUAGAACCCUGUCAGCGUCAGGGUUUAUCACCUCCUAAUUUUCUCAAUUCGGCUAACACCUGAUUCGAUUGAUCCACUGGCCAAAACAAUCGACUUGCUUUUGCUCAAUACUCUGCGAGAUCACAUGAAUUCCUCCGCGGCCACUUGGAUUUUCCUUAUUUGUUUGCUUUUGGGUGCUUCUGCAAAUUCCGCUUAUGGAGACGACUCCAAGAAGAAUAAAUUUCGGGACCGAGAGGCCAGCGAUGACUCCCUCGGUUACCCUGAAAUAGACGAAGAUGCAUUGUUGAAUACACAGUGCCCUAGAAAUUUGGAGCUGAGAUGGCAGACGGAAGUUAGCUCUAGCAUUUACGCUACUCCCUUGAUCGCUGAUAUUAACAGUGAUGGAAAACUUGAUAUAGUAGUUCCUUCUUUUGUUCACUACCUUGAAGUUCUUGAAGGUUCUGAUGGAGACAAAAUGCCUGGCUGGCCUGCCUUCCACCAGUCAACAGUGCAUGCCAGUCCUCUCCUUUAUGAUAUUGACAAGGAUGGUGUGAGAGAAAUUGCUUUGGCUACCUAUAAUGGUGAAGUCCUCUUUUUCAGGGUGUCAGGCUACAUGAUGACGGAGAAAUUGGUGGUACCUCGGAGGAGUGUUAAAAAGGAUUGGCAUGUGGGUUUGAAUCCUGACCCUGUGGAUCGUUCUCAUCCAGAUGUUCAUGAUGACCAACUUGUGUUCGAGGCUGCUGAGAAGAAAUCAGGGUCUCAAACAACUGUAAGUAGACCAGAAGUGAACAGUUCAGUUUCUGCUUCAACUGAAAGUCACCCUCCAUUGAAUGUAUCUGUUCCUGUGAAUGAAAAGAAAAUGAAUGAGAGUCAGAAAGAGUCGGUCAUCACACUGCCCACAGGUGUAGAUAAUACUUCUAUAAAUACAGGGUCGGUUGGAAUUAAUAAUACUGAUAAUGGAAAAAACACUGGGUCAGUUGAAACAAAUAGUACUGAGAAGGGAACAAAAACUGGGAGAAGACUUCUGGAUGAUGACAAUUCCAAGGGUGCCCAGGAAGGUAGUUCAGAAUCUGGAGAGAAUAACCAUGAGGAUGCUCAUGAGGCAACUGUGGAAAAUGAUGAAGGGUUGGAAGCAGAUGCAGAUUCUUCUUUCGAGUUAUUCCGUGAUAAUGAUGAGCUAGGUGAUGAGUACAAUUAUGACUAUGAUGAUUAUGUUGAUGAAUCCAUGUGGGGAGAUGAAGAGUGGACUGAAGGGCAACAUGAGAAAUUGGAGGAUUAUGUUAAUAUUGAUUCACAUAUCCUGUGCACUCCCGUCAUAGCAGACAUUGAUAAUGAUGGGGUAUCAGAAAUGAUUGUUGCAGUUUCAUACUUCUUUGACCAUGAGUAUUAUGACAAUCCAGAUAAUUUGAAAGAACUGGGUGGCAUUGAUAUUGGAAAAUAUGUUGCCGGUUCUAUUGUUGUAUUUAACCUUGACACGAAGCAAGUUAAGUGGACUAGAGAAUUGGAUCUAAGUACAGAUACUUCAACCUUCCGUGCAUAUAUAUAUUCUUCUCCCACGGUGGUUGAUUUGGACGGGGAUGGAAAUUUGGAUAUUCUCGUUGGAACUUCAUUUGGCUUGUUCUAUGUCUUGGAUCAUCAUGGAAAUAUUAGAGAAAAGUUUCCUUUAGAAAUGGCUGAAAUUCAAGGAGCUGUAGUUGCGGCUGACAUCAAUGAUGAUGGCAAAAUUGAACUAGUGACUACUGAUACACAUGGAAAUGUUGCUGCGUGGACGUCACAAGGAAAAGAAAUUUGGGAGAGGCAUCUCAAGAGUCUUGUUUCUCAGGGCCCAACAAUAGGUGAUGUUGAUGGAGAUGGCCAUACUGAUGUUGUAGUACCAACCCUGUCAGGGAACAUAUAUGUUCUUAGCGGCAAGGAUGGUUCAAUUGUACGGCCAUAUCCAUAUAGAACACAUGGGAGAGUGAUGAAUCAAGUUCUUCUUGUUGAUUUAAGUAAACGUGGGGAGAAACGCAAGGGACUCAGUCUGGUGACAACAUCAUUUGAUGGAUAUUUGUACCUUGUAGAUGGGCCCACAUCUUGUGCUGAUGUUGUUGAUAUUGGUGAAACUUCAUAUAGCAUGGUCUUGGCAGACAACGUUGAUGGUGGAGAUGACCUUGACCUUGUUGUCACAACAAUGAAUGGAAAUGUUUUUUGCUUCUCAACUCCUGUUCCACAUCAUCCCCUUAAGGCUUGGAAAUCAGCUAAUCAAGGAAGAAAUAAUGUUGCAAACCAAUACAACCGUGAAGGGAUCUAUAUUACACCUUCUUCAAGAGCUUUCCGUGAUGAGGAGGGGAAGAACUUCUGGGUGGAGAUUGAGAUUAUAGAUAGAUACAGAUUCCCAUCUGGGUCUCAAGCACCUUAUAAAGUCACUACGACUUUGUUAGUUCCAGGUAAUUACCAAGGCGAGAGAACAAUAAAGCAGAAUCAAACCUUUGAUGCUCCAGGAAGAUAUCGCAUUAAACUUCCAACAGUUGGCGUAAGGACCACAGGGACUGUAUUGGUGGAGAUGGUUGACAAGAAUGGACUUUAUUUCUCAGAUGAGUUCUCUCUCACAUUCCAUAUGUAUUAUUAUAAACUUCUGAAGUGGCUUCUUGUUCUCCCAAUGCUUGGGAUGUUUGGUUUGCUAGUCAUUCUUCGUCCACAGGAGGCGAUGCCUUUACCAUCAUUUUCACGGAACACUGACCUGUGAAUAUAGGGCUGUAUGCCAACCUGUCAUGUAUGCUCAAAAUUGACAGAAAGUGAAUAGAUAGUUUCAGCUGAGCAAUGGUCAUGAACUUCUGGUGACAAAAGAACAUUGGAUCUCAUGAUGUAUUUGUUGGUCUGUCUUCAAAUUGGAGAAAUUUGAUUUUUGAA